Messenger RNA from Oldenlandia corymbosa var. corymbosa, 654 nucleotides. Lineage: Eukaryota; Viridiplantae; Streptophyta; Magnoliopsida; Gentianales; Rubiaceae. The record is from the annotation of a GenBank genome assembly.
UAAACACCUACUGUUGAAAUUCCCAGAACAUUCAUUUCCGAUAACAAUUAAUUUCUCCAGCUUCAACUUCAUCAAAUCAAAAAGGGAAAAGAAAAAAGAAAAAUGACGAGGGCUUUCGGGCAGGAGAAGAAGAGGAGUAUUACCUUUAAUAACAUGUGCAUAUUGGCCAUGCUGUUAAUGGGUUUUGCAGUGAUAGUACUAAUUUUUCGUUCAGAUCAGACGCAAGCACGAAGCGUUUGCUGUGACCGGUACAAUAAAAAAUGUGAAGAAUUGUCAGAAUCGAAUUUGACUGUUGAACGUGGCGAAUCCAAAGCGCAGCCUCUUAAAGAAGAAGGUUGUUGUAAGAAAUGCUAUGAUGGAUGGGUUCGUUGUAAGGAAAGUUAUUGUUCCGCUGGUUGUACUGACUGCAGCGAAGCCAAAAAUUUAUGUUACGCUAACAACUGUGCUGGCAAUAUCGCGUGUCGCGAGCCGAAACCGCGUGAUUGUUGCAAACGCUGCGAUGAUGGUUGGAUUGAUUGUAAGAAGGAUGGUGCGAUUCUCAGCUGCGACGAAUCUAAGGCUUUCUGUUAUGCGGAAUGCGGAAUCGGAUUUGGCGGUGAUUGUAAUACUAAUGAUGACCACUCUUUCAUGGACGGUCUUCAUCCUUUUAUUUGA